Messenger RNA from Chilo suppressalis (striped riceborer), 876 nucleotides. The record is from the annotation of a GenBank genome assembly. NCBI's taxonomy places the organism in Eukaryota, Metazoa, Arthropoda, Insecta, Lepidoptera, Crambidae.
AUGGCUGGAAAGUUUGCAAAAGGGGGACCUCCUGGAAUGGGUAUCGGUCUGAAAGUCGUAGCGGUGGUCGGUGCGGCGGCUUAUGGUAUUUCGCAAUCUCUGUUUACCGUAGAAGGUGGUCAUCGUGCUAUUAUGUUUAACAGAAUAGGAGGUAUCCAACAACAUGUUAUGACUGAAGGUCUGCACUUCCGCAUACCAUGGUUUCAGUACCCCAUCAUUUACGAUAUUAGAUCACGACCACGCAAGAUAUCAUCGCCUACUGGGUCCAAAGAUUUACAAAUGGUCAACAUAUCCUUGCGCGUACUGUCUCGUCCUGAUUCAAACAGUCUACCAAUAAUGUAUCGACAGCUUGGCACUGAUUAUGAUGAAAAAGUUUUACCAUCAAUUUGUAAUGAAGUCCUAAAAUCUGUUGUGGCGAAAUUUAACGCUUCUCAGUUGAUUACGCAGCGACAGCAAGUUUCGCUUUUAAUAAGACGUGAACUUGUUGAACGCGCAGCUGAUUUUAACAUAAUUCUUGAUGAUGUCUCCCUCACUGAAUUAAGUUUUGGUAAAGAAUAUACAGCUGCUGUUGAAGCUAAGCAAGUUGCUCAGCAGGAAGCUCAAAGGGCCGCUUUUGUUGUUGAAAGAGCUAAACAGGAGAGACAACAAAAGAUUGUCCAAGCUGAGGGUGAAGCAGAAGCAGCUGAAAUGUUGGGCAAGGCAAUGGGAAUGAAUCCUGGCUAUCUUAAGUUGCGUAAAAUUCGUGCUGCUCAAAGUAUUUCUAGAAUGAUUGCUCAAUCACAAAACCGUGUCUUCCUUCCUGGCAACAGUUUGAUGAUCAACUUGCAAGAUCCUACCUUUGAUGACCUUUCAGAAAAACUUACUAAGAAGAAGUAA